AUGGCGAACGAUGAUGACGCCAGAGUUCAAGUUCUCUCCACAUCUCUAGUCCACGCCAACAACAAAACCACACAACCACCGCCACCUUACGGGAGGAUUCCUCUCACGCCGUGCGACCUCCGCCUCCUUCUCGUCGGAACCAUCCAGAAGGGACUCCUCUUCCGCAAACCCGCGGCGGCCACGACGACGACGGUCGCAUUCGUCGACAGCUUGAAGUCUUCCUUCUCCGCCGCCCUCGCCUUGUUUUACCCGUUCGCCGGCCGCCUCUCCGCCGACGAACACCCUGAAGACGGCACCGCCACUAUCUACAUCGACUGCAACGACGCCGGAGCUCCUUUCGCCCACGCUUCCGCCGCCGGCGUCUCCGUCGCCGACAUCCUGGACCCCGUUUACAUCCCUUCCGACGUCAUCCUGUCCUUUUUCCCCCUGAACUGGCUCAGAAACUACCAUGGGUUCGAGCAUCCGUUGGCCGCCGUCCAGGUCACCGAGCUCUCCGACGGGGUAUUCGUCGGCUGGACGAUCAGUCACGCCGUCGCUGAUGGCGCCACCAUUUGGAAGUUCGUCAAAUCCUGGUCCGCACUCUGUCGGGGUGAUUACGAUCAUAAACUAAUUGGUCCCAAUAACUCGAAUUGUAGGGAGAAAAUUAUAUUAGAUCUUAUACCACUCUUUGACAAUUACGUCUCGUCGACGGCGGCCUUCUCUAGAAACUGGUUUAUCGAUGAGAAGCACCGCCUCAUCAAGAUCCCCAUCACGAAAAUCAAAGAAUUCGAAGGAGAGGGCAAAAUCGUCUUUCCGCAGCUGAAGGAGCGGGUCCUCCAUUUCAGCCGCCGGACACUCGAAGAUUUAAAAACACGGGCCAACGCCGAAGCAGCUGACAUCGGCUGCUUCGGCGACGGCAAAAUAUCUUCUCUCCAGUCGCUAAUCUCUCACCUAUGGAGGGCGGUAAUUCGAAACAAGAAUAUUACUCUAGAUCCAGAUUCAGAUCAGGAGGAAGCCGCAUUUGUUGUCCAGGUGGGAUUUCGGUCGAGGUUCGUUCCCGAAGACUACUUCGGGAACGCGGUCAUUACGUGGCCGAUAGUGGUUAAGUUGACAGAGCUGUCAGGAGGACGCGACAAAGGAUUGGGACGCGUGGCGGCGGAAGUCAAUAAGGUGGUGGUGGCGGGGCUUACAGACGAGAAGUUGAAGGGAGCGGUGGAAUCGUGGAUCGAGAAUCCAAAGAUGCCGACGUUGAGGGGUUUGGUGGCAGGAGGGAUGGCUCUGAGCAGCUCGCCGAGGUUCGACGUGUACGGUAACGAUUUCGGGUGGGGGAAGCCCGUGGCGGUGAGGAACGGUCCCAGGAACAAAUUCGACGGGUAGCUGACUGUGUAUCCCGGAGUUGAGGACGGGAGCGUCGACGUUGAGAUUUGUCUGUCGCCGGAGACGGCGGCGCGUCUGGAAAGUGAUGCGGAAUUCAUGGCUGCAUUGGAGUAAUUAAUUAAGUUGGUACU
Linum tenue is the source of this 1487-nucleotide messenger RNA. The record is from the annotation of a GenBank genome assembly. Lineage: Eukaryota; Viridiplantae; Streptophyta; Magnoliopsida; Malpighiales; Linaceae.